UGAAAAAUACUAAGAUGACAUCUGAAAAUGAGAAGAAAAACACUGAUAUUCUUGUACAGGAAUUCGAAGAAUGGCAAAAAGAUGAAGAUUCGGAUAUAGUGUUUCUUUUAGAGGCUACAGUUAAGGACAGCGGAGGUGCAACCCUGAGUUUGUUGUUAGCAUGUGAACAUGAAUUCAAACUUCUUGUCCCUGCAGGGUAUCCUGACUAUGAAGAUAAUUUCUUCGUGGAAUCUGAUCCUGUUAUCAAGGAAUGGAGCUCAGCUUUUAAUGAGUUCCUCCUGGACACACGUCAGAAGCUAAGUUUACGGGAUGUUUUAACCAAAGCUGCGAGUCUACAUCGGGAGGAGAAGGGGCGUGGCAGCAGUAGUCCUGUCACAUCAGAGGAGGAAUUCAGUGAUGAUGCCAAAAUGGAAGAAGAAGAUGAAGAGGAGAUGAUUUUGGCAGAUGAUGAUGCUUUUACAACAGAAUGGGAUCUACACUUGGCUCGAAAAAAGAAACGAUGGGCACAAAAGGAAGCACAGAUCAGAGAGGAGAUGAAGAAAGCCCGAACUUCCCAAGCUGGUGCAGCAGUGGGUCCAAGUGUUGACAACAAGCCUUCCAAACAGAUUUUUACUAGUAAUGCUGCUGCAGGAAUCCUUACCAAUGACCUAGUCAAGAUCAUGGAAGGAGAACAGGAAGUUGGCUUCACUGCUGAACCUAUUGAGGACAAUAUAUAUAACUGGAGAGUAAAGAUUUUUAACUUUGCUGAAAGUGAUCUUGCCAAGGACCUGAGAGAAAUCAAGGAGAAAUUUGGGUACAAUUACAUUGAACUGGAGAUGACCUUCGAGAUUGACCUUUACCCGUUUUACCCUCCACUCGUCAAGGUCAUGAGACCUAGAUUACAGGGUUCCAUGAUGCAAAGAGUGACAAACAUGGAGCUUCUGAAACUGUCCUACUGGUGUCCAACAAAAGACAUGAAGACCGUUAUACAGGAGAUCAAGACUUUCCUGCAACAGUGGGCUCGACUGGAGGUGGACAGCGAGAGGAACGAUCUGAAGCGGUACCCCCAUGGAGCUUACCUGGAGAUGGAACACCACCUUCUUACCUUGGCAUUGGUCAGUGAAGUUGUGCCACGUGUGAACCAGAGGUACCAGCUAAACGUUGAUGGAAUGAAGUCUGCCCCAGCCUCAAUGAAUGAGAAGAAAUUGGCUAAGAAUGAUCUUGAGUACUGGGCUAAGGGCAUUGGUUACGGACACCAAUUCCGACCAGAAUGGGACAUCAAUGCAUAUAUAGCGGCCCAGAAAGAAAAAGAUAACAAAAUAGAGGAUGCAUUGCACAAGAUUCUGGUGGAGUUCAAAGUUCUGUAUGCAAACCAUGCCCCUCAGCUAAAGCCAAGGCCUCCUGGUCAACCGGACCCAAAUGUAGCAACCCCAGACACUGGCCAGUCUAUAGACCCUGUCCAGGAUAUGUACUCGGUAGUGGAGGGGUCAGCAGUGAUCCCGUUCAUGGAGCAAUACUUGAGAGCCGAUUCUUUUCUAGAGAUUUGCAGACAUUCAGAAGUAUAUAAAUUCAUCGUAGAUAUCAUUAAAGAAAUUGCUCGACAACGACAGUUGCUUCCCCUGUUGUGUUCCUUAUCAAACCAAACUUUGUCUAUAUACCAGCUGCUGGAGCAGUUAGAGAAAAAGGCUUCCCUGAUCCUGAAGCACAUGUGUAAGGCUGGAAACGGUAGCGUUCCUCGUCCUCAGACAAGUACGGCUCCUGAAGGAGAUACCAACGCCACCCCCUUCAAUAUAUUGCCCAACUGUUUUAGUCGUUGUCGAGGGUCAAGCUCUUCUUGUUCGGCACUUGGCACAGACGCAGAACUUGCAGAGGAAAAACUUGCCAGAGAAUUUGUGAUACUUUUCAACAAUGUAAAUGAUGUGAUGGCUAUGCAGGGCCUAUCUCCCAGUGGUGAGCAGUGUAGUCCGACGGCGUCAGCGCGGGAGAUGUCCAUAUCAAACGAUGGUGGCACAUCAGUAAUGGAUGUCAGCGUCCAUGUAGAUAAGCUUGAUGCAACAGAACUCCAGUACAAACAAGUGUUACGAAAUAUGCAGUUUUAUAGUACAGAUUUUUCAUUGGAAGGAAAUUGGGCACACCAUUUUGCAAGCCAGUUUAAAUCAGCUCAGAGUUCUCGACAAAACCAGAUUUUCCGAAUUGCCCAAGAACUUUCCUCCUUAUCCUCAUCACUGCCUUUGGAUUGGUCAUCCGCCAUCUUUGUGCGAAGUGACGAUGACAAGUUGACGUUAAUGAAAGCACUUAUUACUGGCCCUGAAGGAACACCAUACUCAGGAGGUUGUUAUGUAUUUGAUAUUUACUUUCCACCGGCCUACCCCAAGUCUCCACCUCUGGUGAACCUUCAGACCACUGGUUCAGGAAAAGUUCGCUUCAAUCCCAAUCUUUAUGCAUGUGGAAAGGUGUGUUUAUCAUUACUGGGAACAUGGGAAGGACAGAAAGGAGAGCAGUGGAAUGAGAAAACCUCGACAGUGCUACAGGUCCUUGUGUCCAUCCAGUCCCUUAUCUUGGUUCAAGAUCCUUACUUCAAUGAGCCUGGGUUUGAGUUAGAGAUCGGAACGGAGGGAGGUAAAAAGCACAGCGACGAAUAUAAUGCAGAUUGUUGUUACAACAACAUAAAAUAUGCCAUGAUUGGCCAGCUACAGAACCCACCACCAGAGUUUGCAGACGUCAUCAAAACACAUUUUUACCACAAAAAGAAAAAGAUUUUAGAGGAGGUGGAGGGCUGGACGAAUAAGUACUCAAACCGCCGGCUCGGAGGCCUCUUGCCAAGUCUGAAACAAGAACUGAAGAAACUACACCCACCCCCUAUCCUGAAUGGACCCUCCGGUUGGAUUGAAUCUGUGCACCGUUCCCAGUCCCAGACUUGGUUUGCCUUCCAGGUCAACACUUGGGGGAAUUCCAAUCCAGCUAGAACCAAUACAUACCUGCCUCAGUGCCUACACUGCUCUACAGGGUAUGGAAUUGGUCCCAUUUCCGAUAGUGUAGCGGAACUGAACCAGGUCAAUCAUCGGCAUCCAGAAAUAAACUAUAGGAUUGACUUGGGACUGGUGGCGGGAAAGAAUUCUCAGCUGAGAAUAGGAAGUGGCGAAGAGGUGAAAAUGACCAAGAAAUAUUUCUCAGCUGCCAGCAAUGAAAAACAGUUUUCGUGGAAAGGAGAGGGAGAGGUGACUGAUAGACGGAGAUGCACCGAAAAACAUUUUAAGAAAUUUUCACUGGGCAAGAUUCAAUACAGUUUAGGCGAUUUUGUAUUCAUUGAUGCUGACAAUGAAGAAGGAAUUGAAGGUGCCUAUAUUGCUGAGAUCAAGGACUUGGUUCAAGAAGAACGUGGACGUGAGAAAUCAGAGCCAAAAGCAAUAGUGAAAUGGUACUGGCGCCAAUUUGAGCUGAAGAAAGCGCUAAAACGUCUGGAAAGAAAGGAUGGACCAACAGACCCCAAAGAAGUAUUUCUCAACAACGGCAGAAACCUUGACGACACUAUACAUAUAGACACUAUCAUUGGAAAAUGUUCGAUUGAAACCUGCCCGCCUGGAGAAAUACCAAAAGGAGAGUCUUCAGACAAGUUCUAUGUCACAAGAUCCUACAAUGGAAGUAAAUUUGGUGUGUUAUCAAAUCUUAACUCAAAGAUUGGAAGAAAAGUCAUGAAAGAAAAUGAAUAUGCGAAUCGUUCAUCACGGAGAUCAUUAGGCUGUGGACUAGUUACUGGCAAACCUUUUGAAAAUUCUACCAAUAAAAUCCGGCCAACAAGGCAUUCUACUGGUGGUGACAUUUUGCAGGGUAACGGAAGUGUUUAUGACAUGCAUACAAGUCAACAGCAAAGAAGAAGUGUAAAACCGGUCCGAAGGCUCAACAAGGAAGGAGAUGUGAAAACAAUGAGUCCGAAUUCUCUGUCAUUAGACAAAGUCAAAGGAGGCAGUGCUAAGUAUCCGUGGUACAAAGGUGAGGACGUAGUUAAUUUCUUCAGCGAUCUCAAGGAUGACGACAGUGAUGUUUUAUCCAUCAUAUCUAUGUCGUCUGACAGUGGAAUCUCCAAUACAUCGGGGCCAACCACACGUCCGAAACGCACCAAAACACCUAUGGAUUGUGUGUCCAUGGAUAGAAAUUCAACGUCAAGGACAGCUACUCCAACAAAGGUCAAGGGCGCAAGGUCGGAAACACCCACCAAGGUUAGCGACACAGGGUCAAGGACAGGAACUCCAUUGAAGGUUAAACCUGUGAAGUUUGGCACGCUAAACAAGGUUGCUGCAACCAAAGCAAAUGUAGACACUUGCAACAGUGGGAGAGAAGUUACAACUCCAAAACGGAAAGGUAAAUCUGGAGAACAUGAUGGAGCUAAACGUUGUAGAACAGAGCCCCGUAGGACGAGUGUUAGACAGGAGGACACUUCAAGGUCGGCAAGCAAGGUCGAGAGGAGGAAAGUAGUUCCAAGUGUGAUAGUAAAACGUGUGGGCAGUAACUACGAGUCAUUCAGGAACCAGACACCCGAUAGCAUAGAGAGACCAGCCCGUCGAGGGCUCGGCUCUAUGUUUGACCGAGAGAGUCGAAACACACCAAUCUCUGGAGGAAGGACGCUGCGGAGACGUUCAAUGAAGGUGGAUUAUACAGACGCUGACUGCACGCCAGUGAAGUACGAAAGUGAAGAGGAGAAUCAUGACAAUGAGGAUGUUUUCACCGAUGAAAACUUAAGUGACACAGAAAUUGAUUUUAUCAUUUCAGCACGCAAGAAAAAAAACAAUCGGCUAUCCUCUCGCAAACAGUCAACAAAAAAUGCAAAGUCCAGGAGAUCAGUAGCAGAUGUUGCCACGCCGACCAUCCCCGGCAGGUGUAAACCUUUAUCUUCACCCACCAGUAUACUGGAGGAGGCACGGGCAAGGUUACAUGUAUCGGCAGUACCCGAUUCCUUACCAUGCCGUGAUAAGGAAUUUGAUGAUAUCUACAGUUUUGUGGAAAGUAAAAUUCUAGAUGGAACUGGAGGGUGUAUGUACAUCUCCGGGGUACCAGGAACAGGGAAGACAGCAACCGUUCGCGAGGUGACUCGAGCCCUACAGCAGGCUUGUGACGAUGGGGAACUACCUUACUUUAAAUACAUUGAGAUAAACGGCAUGAAGCUCACGGAACCCCGACAGGCCUAUGUACAAAUCCUCAAGCAAUUAACGAAACAGAAGGCCACCCCUGACCAUGCGGCCGACCUCCUCAACAAACAGUUCACCACACGGGGACCAAGAAAAGAAACUAUCCUACUCCUAGCAGACGAGCUUGACCUGUUGUGGACACGGAAACAAGAUGUGAUGUAUAAUAUAUUUGACUGGCCGUCACACCCUCAUGCUCGACUCGUAGUCCUGGCUGUAGCCAACACUAUGGACCUCCCCGAGAGAAUAAUGAUGAAGCGUGUAUCUUCACGCCUGGGUCUCACCAGGAUGACGUUCCAGCCCUACACAUUCCGACAGCUGCAGGAAAUAGUUGUAUCCAGGAUGAGGAGUCUAAAAGCAUUUGAUGAUGAUGCCAUACAGUUAGCAGCCAGAAAAGUGGCAGCUGUCUCGGGAGAUGCUAGGAGAGCGUUGGAUAUUUGUCGCCGGGCAACGGAGAUCACAGAAGCUAUGUCGCCCUCCAAAAAGGCAAACAUACUCGUCAGUACUUGUCAUGUGGACACAGCUCUGCAGGAAAUGUUCUCAUCACCAAAAAUAGUCGCUAUCAGGAGCUGUUCUAUACAGGAGAAAGUCUUCCUCAGAGCUAUUGUGGCUGAGUUUCAUCGCACAGGGUUAGAAGAGGCAGAGUUUGCCAAACUCUACUCACAACACAUCUCCCUUUGUAGAUUCGAUGAUUUACAGCCACCAUCCACCUCUGAACUUGCUGGGAUGUGCUCCCGACUUGGAAGUAUACGACUGCUUCUCGUGGAACAUGGACGCAAUGACCUAUUUAUGCGAGUGAGGCUAAAUGUUAGCCAGGACGAUAUAUUGUACGCAUUGAAGGAAAAAAGUGGAGUAUGAGAAUCUCGGAAUACAGUUGGACAUCGAAAUUAAUUCUACAUUGACACUACGUCAACAGCUGGAAGAGAAAA
Messenger RNA from Pecten maximus, 6088 nucleotides. RefSeq lists its product as uncharacterized. Gene Ontology annotation, biological process: mitotic DNA replication checkpoint signaling; DNA replication initiation. Lineage: Eukaryota; Metazoa; Mollusca; Bivalvia; Pectinida; Pectinidae. The transcript is spliced from 48 exons. Gene Ontology annotation, cellular component: nuclear origin of replication recognition complex. The record is from RefSeq and is a predicted model, not a curated record. The coding region runs from base 15 to 6017 and encodes 2000 amino acids. Gene Ontology annotation, molecular function: DNA replication origin binding; ATP binding; chromatin binding.